This is a messenger RNA of Lethenteron reissneri (Far Eastern brook lamprey), 1888 nucleotides long. RefSeq names its product kelch domain containing 8B (gene KLHDC8B). Gene Ontology annotation, molecular function: protein binding. Lineage: Eukaryota; Metazoa; Chordata; Hyperoartia; Petromyzontiformes; Petromyzontidae. The record is from RefSeq and is a predicted model, not a curated record.
CCCCCCUCCCCCGGCCGAGAGAUGGCUCGCGACGGCGGCCCGCAGCGCCCUGCGCGGAGACCCGAGUGCCGCUCUCUCGCCGCCCGGCGUUGACGGGCGGCCUCGGGGCGCGAACCGUGCCAAACCGCGCCGAUGGCCACGACCGCGCGCCGGGCCAAGGCGUUCGUGUGGGAGCAGCUGCCGCCCAUGCCCACGAAGCGCGUGUACUGCACCCCCGCGGCGUGCGCCGGGCAGCUGUACGUCGCGGGCGGCUGCGACGCGUCUGGCGCGCCCCUCGACUGCCUGGAGGCGCUGGCCCCCGACGCGAGCCAGUGGACGCGGCUGGCGCCCAUGCCCACGGCGCGCGCAGGCGUCGGGGUGGCGGCGCUGGGCAAGCGGCUGCUGGCGCUGGGCGGCGUGGACGGGCAGCAGAGGCCCGUGGCGGCCGUCGAGGCGUUCUGCACGGAGGAGCGGCGCUGGGAGAGGAAGGCGCCGCUGCCCGAGCCGAUCAUGGGCAUGGCGGUCAUCGUGAAAGACUGCCGCGUGUUCGUGGCGGGCGGCAUGGGCGCGGACACGACCCCGCUGGCCACGCUGUGGGAGUACGAGGCCGUGCGGGACGCGUGGCGCGCCCUGGCGCCCAUGCCCACGCCGCGCUAUGCCGCCACGGCCUUCGUGCGCGGGGGCAAGAUCUACGUGCUGGGCGGGCGGCAGGGCAAGAACCCCGUGACGGCCUUCGAGGUGUACGACGUCGAGGCGGGCACGUGGGCGCGCUUCCCGGACCUGCCGACCAAGCGCGCCUUCGCGGGCCACGCGCUGGCCGAUCGGGCCCUCUACAGCCUGGGCGGCCUGGAACAGCCCGGCCUGCACAACUACUACUCGCGGCCCACCUUCGUGAGCACCGUCGAGACCUUUGACUUCACGCAGGGUGGCUGGGUGAGGUCGUCGCGAGCCCGGAGCAUGCGUGAGCGCCGGGCCGACUUUGUCGCCGGGUUCCUGGGCGGCCGCGUCUUGGCCAUCGGCGGACUCGGCAACCAGACGUCCCCGCUGGCGUCCGUGGAGGGCCUGGACCCGGAGCGGGGCCGCUGGGAGUCGCUCGCCUCCAUGCCCACGCCGCGCUGCUCCUGCUCGUGCGUCGCCCUGGACGGGCGCCUGCUGCUCGUGGGCGGCGUCAGCCAGGGCCCCAGCGACGCCGUCGAGGCCCUGGGCGUCCUGGACGACGUCUGACGCCGGCCCGAUGGACGUUGCCGUCGGCUGACGCGGGGAGGAGGAGCCCGGGCCGCACGCCGCGGCCAUCCAAGGCGGAAAAACGAACGACGUGGGAGGAAGGAGGGAGGAUGUUUGCGUUGGGACGCGCUGGUGGCGGGAGGCCCCAAGCGAACGAAGCAAAAGUGUAGGGCCCCAAGCGGCGCAAGGGGCCAUGGCUGAAUAAGCGGAGAUGCACCCAAAUAUCAGCUCGAGUUCAGAUGCUAUUCAACGUAGCGAGAGAAUGAAUGUUAAUUGACAAUUCACCUGUCAUCCCUCUGUCUCGUCUAUAUCCCCUCUCUUAUCUCAUCGCAUUACACAUCGACCUAUCGUUUGUUUUCUUGGUCCACAUUUCUCUCACGUCGCUACAUCUCUAUCCGCCAUCCACAUCUCGUCUGGGUCAUCUCACUCGGAGUUUGUCAUUGAAAGGGGGCGAGGGGUUAGCGGGGCAGUGGAGGGGGGGGGAGCAGUGACCCCCCCCCACCCCCCCAACCCCCACAAUGGGCCACUGGUGGAGACGUGGAGCACUCACGUGGCGACAUUCACACUCACGCAGCUCGGCCUCGCUCGCUCGCUCAGCGCCGUCGGUGGGGGGGGGGGGGGCGGUGGUGGGUUGCGACUGUGAGCCAACGCGGAGGCGUUUGCGUCGUUCUGUGGUGCUCAUCGG